Messenger RNA from Chinchilla lanigera (long-tailed chinchilla), 3211 nucleotides. It is a transcript of the gene Mrs2, whose product is annotated as MRS2 magnesium transporter. NCBI's taxonomy places the organism in Eukaryota, Metazoa, Chordata, Mammalia, Rodentia, Chinchillidae. The record is from RefSeq and is a predicted model, not a curated record. Gene Ontology annotation, biological process: mitochondrial magnesium ion transmembrane transport. Gene Ontology annotation, cellular component: mitochondrial inner membrane. Gene Ontology annotation, molecular function: magnesium ion transmembrane transporter activity.
ACAAAAUUUGACCAAGAGGGAAAUGUUACUUCCUUUGAAAGGAAAAAAACUGAGUUAUACCAAGAGUUAGGUCUCCAAGCCAGAGAUUUGAGGUUUCAGCAUGUGAUGAGCAUCACAACCAGGAACAACAGGAUUAUCAUGAGGAUGGAGUAUUUGAAAGCUGUGAUAACUCCAGAGUGUCUUCUGAUACUAGAUUAUCGUAAUUUAAACUUGGAACAAUGGCUAUUCCGGGAGCUUCCAUCACAGUUGGCUGGAGGUGGUCAACUUGUCACAUACCCUUUACCUUUUGAGUUCAGAGCUAUAGAAGCACUCCUACAAUAUUGGAUCAACACCCUUCAGGGGAAACUUAGCGUUUUGCAGCCACUGAUCCUUGAGACAUUGGAAGCUUUAGUGGAUCCCAAACAUUCUUCUGUAGACAGAAGCAAACUGCACAUCUUACUGCAAAAUGGCAAAAGUCUGUCAGAGUUAGAAACAGACAUUAAAAUUUUUAAAGAGUCAAUUUUGGAGAUCUUGGAUGAAGAAGAGUUGAUAGAAGAGCUCUGUCUGACGAAGUGGAAUGACCCCCACAUCUUUGAAAAGAGCAGUGCUGGGAUCGACCAUGCAGAGGAGAUGGAGUUGCUGCUGGAAAACUACUACCGCUUAGCUGACGACCUUUCCAACGCAGCUCGGGAGCUCAGGGUGCUGAUUGACGACUCACAGAGCGUUAUUUUUAUCAAUCUGGACAGCCACCGGAACGUGAUGAUGAGGCUGAAUCUACAGUUAACAAUGGGAACCUUCUCUCUUUCACUCUUUGGUCUCAUAGGAGUUGCUUUUGGCAUGAAUUUGGAAUCUUCCCUUGAAGAGGACCACAGGGUGUUUUGGCUGAUCACAGGGAUCAUGUUCAUGGGAAGUGGCCUCAUCUGGAGGCGUUUGCUUUCAUUCCUUGGGAGACAACUAGAAUCUCCUCUGCCUCCUAGGAUGUCUUCUUUACCUAAAAAGACCCUUCCUGCAGACAGGAUGGAAGUGAAAAACAGCCUCAGGCCAGAUGGACUUGGAUCAAACAGAAAUAUCCUAACAACCCGUUAGCAACAACUUGGUGGAGACUAAAUUUCUUUUAUAUUUCUGAUACUGAUUUCUUUUAUAGAGUCAUACACUUGAAAAAAAUCAAUAUUUAAAUUACAGUGUCUGAUAAUGUUAUGGCAAUCGCAAUACUAAGAACUAAUUGCAUUUCCCGAAUUCUGAGUAAACAGCCAAGUGAUUGUUUUAUGAAAGGCCAAAAAUCAUAUUUCAUACAGACUUUAAAUACUGUUUUUAUAAAUAGGGUGUGGGACAUAGAGAAUAAUUUAAUGCAAGAAUAGAUUUAUAUAGAUUUUAUUUAAUUUAUACAUAAAGAAAAGUGCAAUCUCAUGCUGACCAAAGCCUCAAAGUUUUCAAACCCAUUGAUUCUGAGGUCAGGUACUGGCAGGUUUUAGUACAGGAAAUCAUAGUACAGGGCAUUCAAGUGAUUUCCUCACUCAUUUGCUUGAAGUGCUAGCGUAAUAUUUCCUACCCUUAAACUCGGGAAGUUUGUGCUUUAAAAACCAUCCUCGGCAUAACCUUCUUUUCUUGAAUUUGCCCCCAUAUAUACAUAUAUGGUAAGUACAAAGAGAGAAAGAGUAAUCAGAAUCUCGCUUUCUUUGUUUGGCUAUAAAGAGAGCCUUUGGAAGUAAAGGCUGUUCUAUAGCUAGUUUGUUGAUUCUCUGAUUUCUAAAGAUUUUUAAACCAUCUUGCCCAAAAUGAAAAUACAGAUAGCUCAACUAAUCUAUAUGUGUAUACUUCAGAAGUUAACAGAAGGACAGGUAAAUGUUAGAAUUGUGGAACUUAUUUUCACAAUAAGUUUGGUUUAAAACAAAUGGCUAAUACGUAUAAGUCUGAAAAGUGUAUCUUGAUUAACAUCUUACCUAUCAAUUGUAUAUUUUCUGGAGGUCUGGUGCAGUCGCAUCCAGAACGUUAAAGUUAAACAUGCCUCCAAAAGUAGUGUGCGCUGCAGACUAGGAUGACCACAACAGCCCUUACACUACAGAUGCAGUAGUAGUAAGAGAAUAAGACUGGGAUAUAUAGCUCAGUAGCAUAAGUGCCUGCCUGGCAAGCACAAGGUCCUGAGUUAGAUUUCUGGUACCAAAAAAAAAAAAGAGAGAGAAUAAGUAGCCCUGCCUUGAUAGUGCUGAGGGUACCGUGUCACCCUAAUAUGCUGAGGAAGUUUAGGGGUCCCAUUUACCAGGUGGUUUGGUGAGAGGAUAAAAAUGUUACUCCAGGCGCUGAAACAAGAUAAAGUUAUAGGUAAGGUUCCCCUCACCCUGUGUGUGGCUGUGGGAAGCCGUUAGAGGGACACUGGAGACUGACUGUAAGGAUGAAACAGGUUGGACUGUUCUUAACCCUCUGGGCGCCUCCCUGUGGGUCAGGACACCCUUACGGUAUGGACACUGCACUGGGAAUACAGAAUACCUCCCGCGCUGCAAAUCCUCCUGAUGAUCAUCAAGAUCACCUUUGAGAACGUGUGGAUUUUAUUUCACAGGGCACCCUUCAAAGCACUGCACUGCUGUUUUUGGUCUUACCACUGUAAAGUAAUAAAUACUGUGAUCUGUGAGGACUUGGAAUCCCAGAGGACAAAGUUUAAGAUCAGGCAUAAGGUUGAAUUUUGGUCAUUUUCCUUCCUUAGUUUAUGAGCUUGGGUAAAAUAAUUUUAAUUGGUCAUGUCCCAUUAGUAAAAGUAAUGUAACUACCUCAGUAAUCUGAUAAAUUGAAUUUACAAAUGGUUUUUUAAAUUCUUGAAGGUGGUUAGAUCAGAAAUGACUCCAAAUGUCAGCUAGCUCUGCUUCCUGAUUGCAGAGUAUUUCUUACAGUACAGUUCUUGUGGAUAAUAAAACAACCAGUGCCAAAUAACGCAGCACAUUGGUUGUAAAUUUUGAAGUAAAUAGAGAACUUCAGUACUUAAAAGAAAGGUGAUAAAGUGCCAGAUACUGGAAUAUGUGAGGAAGCAAGCACUUCAAAGUGUGAACCAUAAUGCUCUUAAUAGAGUUUGUCUCUGGCAGACUUCUGACCCAAUAUGGGCAGAACUGAUGUCAUUUUGGUAUGCUGUUAGAUGUGUCAUGCUUCAUUCUUGAUAAACACAGGCUGUGAAAUAACCAUUAAAGGGUUUCACAUUUAAAACUUACUUGUAAUAAAUAAAUAAAAACGUACUUGUUACAUGUUA